Molecule: messenger RNA, 1403 nt
Organism: Labeo rohita (rohu)
Lineage: Eukaryota; Metazoa; Chordata; Actinopteri; Cypriniformes; Cyprinidae
Product: GTPase IMAP family member 7
Exons: 2
Coding region: 66-836 (256 amino acids)
Molecular function (GO): GTP binding
Source: RefSeq, a predicted model, not a curated record
UCAAAUACACAGGCUCAUACUGUCGGGUUGACUCUCUCAGUACAACAGAAUUAUUAGAAGUAAAAAUGGAAUCAACAGAUAAAGAUCUGAGAAUUGUUGUCGUGGGAAAAACUAGAGCUGGAAAGAGUUCAACAGGAAACACUAUAUUGGGUGAAGAGCAUUUUAAGAAGGGUUUUGGACCACAGUCAGUUACUAAAACCUGUGAGAGAGGGGAAGUGGUGAGCGGAGACAGAAACAUCUCAGUAAUCGACACUCCAGGCAUGUUUGAUACUCAAAUGCCAAAAGAGGAACUGAGGGCUGAGAUAGAGAAGUGCAUGUACAUGUCUCUUCCUGGUCCUCAUGCAUUUCUGCUGGUCAUCAGACUGGAUGUGGGAUUCACAGACGAGGAGAGAAACCCAGCAAAAUGGAUGCAGGAGAACUUUGGAGAAGAUGCUGUUCAUUACACCGUCAUUCUGUUCACUCAGGCUGAUCAUCCGACAGGUAAAUCAUUGGAUGAGUAUAUCAAUAGUAGUGUUGACCUCAGGGCUCUUGUUGAUUCAUGUGGUGGCAGAUAUCACUCAUUCAAUAAUGAGGACAUGGGGAACCGCUCUCAGGUCACAGGACUGCUGGAGAAGAUUGAGAAGAUGGUGGAGGAGAACAAAGGACAGCAGUAUAUGAAUGAGAUUUAUGAACAAGCCCAGAUCCAAUGUGAGGAUUUUAAAGACAUGGGGAAAACAAUGCUAAUAGCAAUAGGAGCAGGUGCAGUACUUCCAGUAGCAAUGUCAGCAGGAGGAGUAACAGCACUGACAGGAAUAGGAGCAGUGUUAGCGACAGUAAAAGAAAAACUGGGGCUAUAGGGCACAGCUAUUCCCAUUCAGUGACAAAAGAAGAUCUUAAUAAUCUGUAAACUUGAAGGCACAUGUAAAUUCAGUCUGAAAUGUUGCAUUGAGUUGUUUGAGAUAAUUACACAUUUCCCUGCUGAGUACAUACAGUACACACUGAUUAUUUCACCCCACUACAAUGUCUUAAAAGUAUCUAUGUAAUGAACUUUUUUUCAACAGAAGAACAAAACCAUUGCAUGGAUAUAAAUGACAAAGAAAGACAAAAAUCAUAAAAGUGUAAAACAUCCCUACACACACACAGGUGACACAUGGCCUUCUGGAAAGUGAAUGUGAAAAUAUAAUUCACUGAGCAUGAUCAUUAGUUUUAUUUACAGGUAAAAACAGUGUAAAUCUACAGUUUGUCCAAAUUUAUACAUUCGUGUGUGUGAGAGACUCCUGUAAUGAAGAUGGGUCACAGCCUUCUAAUGAAGAAAAUCGGAUCUCUUAUCAGACAGACUGACAUAACUGAUGUGCUCAUUGAGAGGCAAUAGUCUGCAUUAUUAAUACUCAGAUUAUCUUACACACACACACACACACACACAC